This is a messenger RNA of Camelina sativa (false flax), 521 nucleotides long. RefSeq lists its product as uncharacterized. The record is from RefSeq and is a predicted model, not a curated record. NCBI's taxonomy places the organism in Eukaryota, Viridiplantae, Streptophyta, Magnoliopsida, Brassicales, Brassicaceae.
AAAUAACAUUUUACAAUCACUUUCUAAUCUCAAGAUGAGUUCGAUGGAUGCUUUAGCAAUGGCGGGAGUGGAAUAUCAAGAAUGGGGACUUAGUAUUGAAGAAUGGGAGCUUCAAGAAUCUGUAGUUCCGCCCCAUUUGCUUGCUGAUGAUUCUGACGAAGAAGAAGAAGAUCAUCGAAACAACAAUGAUUCUGAAGUAGAAGAAAAAGAAGAUCAUCUUCGAGAUGAUGAUGAUGAUGAUAGAGUUGUAGAUGGCUUAGCAGUUAAACAAGUUGUCCCUUGUGACAUUAGAGCUUCGGUUGGGAAACUGAUUGAGCAAUCUCUCUCAUAUAUGAUUGUUCACCUCAAACAGCUUAAGUUCUUAACACUUCUUGUUGAGAAGUUUUUGUUUAGCCAUGUUCUUUAUUUUCUUUUGUGAUCGUUUUUAAGGGGCUUUUUUUUUUUAAGUCAAUCAUUUUAAUUGAGGUUUUCUUUCCAUAAAAGAGUGAGUUAAUGUAUAAUGUAAGGCUAAGUAUUUUAUU